AUGAGUUCUUGUCCGUCGGCCAAAUUCGAGGCCUACUACCGAGAGAUUGGUUUAUGCCAUAGCGAUGAGGACUGGAACCAAUUGGUGACCUGCCUGCAAACGCCGCUCCCCAUUUCCUUUCGGAUCUUGCGAAACACGAUUCACGAAAAGUGGGUCAAGUCGUUUCUGGAGACAAACCAGCAGGCCCUGAGGAAGCUGGGAAAGGCCGAUAUGUUGGAGCCUCUGCACUUCCUGACCGCGUGUUCCACCAACUCUAGCAUUGCCACCGAGGCCGGCGUUGUCAAGACGGCCGCUGCGGCUGGGUGUAUGACGGAGGGAUGGGUUUUGAAGGCGUCGCGUGCAGAGUUGCGCCAACACGCAGAGCUAAAGGGUUUGCGAGAGUUUUUGGUGAAGCAGUCGGAAAAUGGUGUGGUGAUUCGGCAGGAGGUAGUAAGUAUGGUGCCGGCAUGUUUCUUGAUACAGGAUCUGGAGUCGGAUGAGGCACUACUACUGGACCUGUGUUCGGCACCUGGUAGUAAGACAUCGCAGUUGCUGGAGGCGUUGGAGGCGAAGAAACCGGCAAGUGUGCGGGACAUUCGAGGCGCGGUCGUAGCGAAUGACUUAAACUCGACCCGAGCCCACAUGCUUGUUCACCAUCUCAAAUAUCAAGCGUCCCCCGCCCUCAUGGUUACUCUCCACAACGCAGGUCUCUUCCCUCGACUCUGGGAACACCCGGUCCCGAACCCAGCAUCAGACCCGAACCCAGCAUCGGACCCGAACCCAGCAUCGGACCCGAACUUAGUUCCGGCCGUGCCGGAGUGUGUCAAGUUUGAUGGAGUAUUAUGCGAUGUGCCGUGUUCAGGUGAUGGCACGAUCCGGAAAGCGCAAUCGAUAUGGAAGCGAUGGAAUAGCAAUGAUGGAGUGUACUUACAUGCAUUGCAAUCGCGCAUUCUAAAGAAGGGGUUGACUUUGUGUAAGGUGGGUGGUCGUGUAGUAUACUCGACAUGUUCUUUGCACCCAGUUGAGAACGAGGCGGUCGUGGCAGCUAUAUUGAGAGUUUCUUGUGGCGCAGUCGUCGCCGAGAAGGUGCAUGUGCCCGGACUUAAGACGCGUCCGGGCCUGGCCAGUUGGCGAAUCCGUUUUAAAGAUUUAUGGUUCGACUCUCUUGAAGAUGUGCCGUCUCACUGGCAGGGCAAAAAAAUCCUCAGCUCGAUGUUCCCACCACCUGAACCAGAUCUCCAAGCCAUUCUCGAAGAUCGCUGUCUCCGCUUCUACCCACAAGACAACGAUACCGGAGGCUUCUUCGUAACCGUCUUUAGGAAAGUAAGCGAACUACCUUGGGAAUUCGGACUCCCCAGCCGGCCAUUUUCCGCAACGGAACCGCUGCCAGGGGUCGAAGAAGAUCAGGGGGAGGAAGACCAGGAGGAGGUGGGCCGUAAGGAGGUGGACCGUAAGGAGGUGGACCGUAAGGAGGUGGACCGUAAGGAGGUGGACCGUAAGGAGGUGAACUCUAAGGAGGCGAUCCGUAAGGAGGCGGAUGUGGACCCGAAGGAGUCGAAUGGAGAACCCAGAACCGGACUAAGGUCGCUUCACGAAAGAACGUUUUACAACCAGUUGGAUUUGAGCUGUAUUGCUUCGGGAUCAACGACUCUGCGGGAUCGUCUGAAUCAAUGGGCGUUUAAGCCAUUCGGAGUACCUCUCAGCCCUGACUUGGAACAGAAACUUUGGUACCGCGAGAAGGAGAAAGAGCCAGUGUUGAUACCGCCGAAAAUCUGGUAUCUAUCGGAGGGGGUGAGACGGUUGCUAAAGACCCAGACGCUCCACCGACCGCUUCGAGUCCUUCAUGCUGGUAGCAUCUGCGUCAACUCUCAUGGACCAGAGUCGUGCCGAUUCACUUCUGAUGGAUUCUUGAAGUGUGCGAACGUAGGGAGGUUAUCCGAUCAGUUGGAUAAGACGGUUGAGAUCAGGGGCCAGCCUCUUUUCAUCCGUAUCGCCGAGCAGACCAUUGUAGUAAGUAAGCAAGACUUGAAGUUAUUGAUAGACUUUGGCGCUGUUGUUUCUUCGUCUGCAACUGAAGGUCCUGUCCAGUUGGAUAAAGAUGGCUACCAGUACCGACUCCAUUACAACUCUCUGACGGAAGACAACCGAUUAAGGCGCUGGCUAGGAUCUCUGGAUGUUGGCAAACACUACAUGGUCAUCUGCGGCCUGACUGGAGAUCCAUCUAGACCAUGCCAAGUACUGAGUGACCUUGCGCACGAUAAUAUUGCCACACAUAUAGUUAGACACACACACACACAUGGGUAUAACAUCAAAAACAUUGUCAACAAAGCCACUGUUAAGGACUAUGCCACUGUUAAGGACUAUGCCACUGUUAAGGACUAUGCCACUGUUACUUUUAAGUUGUUGCGAAUAUAUUGUCGCUGUACUUUCUGUUCAUAA
This is a messenger RNA of Gregarina niphandrodes, 2418 nucleotides long. RefSeq names its product NOL1/NOP2/SUN family protein. Gene Ontology annotation, biological process: RNA methylation. The record is from RefSeq and is a predicted model, not a curated record. Gene Ontology annotation, molecular function: methyltransferase activity. Lineage: Eukaryota; Apicomplexa; Conoidasida; Eugregarinorida; Gregarinidae. The transcript has 2 exons. The coding region runs from base 1 to 2418 and encodes 805 amino acids.